Molecule: messenger RNA, 1775 nt
Organism: Carassius auratus (goldfish)
Lineage: Eukaryota; Metazoa; Chordata; Actinopteri; Cypriniformes; Cyprinidae
Gene: meiob
Product: meiosis specific with OB-fold
Exons: 14
Coding region: 96-1502 (468 amino acids)
Biological process (GO): resolution of meiotic recombination intermediates
Molecular function (GO): single-stranded DNA 3'-5' DNA exonuclease activity; single-stranded DNA binding
Source: RefSeq, a predicted model, not a curated record
CGUUAGUAGUAACGGUCACAUUUCAAAGCUCCAGACCCGCGAAUUGCUUCAUCUGCUGCUUUCGACUGAAAGAAGAAAACAAGACUUCCCAAGGUAUGAAAAAGAUGUACGGUUCAAUCGGAAACUACGUUCCAAUAAGUGACCUAAACAUAAACAUCACACACUCGAAGGUGGUCGGAGUUAUAAUUGGGAAAACUGAUUCAAGAGGAUUUCCAGACCGGAAAAAUGCUGGCUCUGAAAGGUUUACUUUCAGCUUUACCAUCAAAGAUUCCCCAGAACAUUUUAUCAAUGUGUCUGCAUGGGGAAAUGAGGAAUAUGUCCAAGGACUGAGCAGUCGCUUUCAGAUUGGGGAUUGUGUUGUAAUUGAAAAUCCCCUCGUAGUGACCAAAGACUAUGAGAAAGAAGAAAGAUUUUGCCCUUCAACACCCAGUACCUACAGGCUGUUGGUAACAGAGACUCACUCAAACAUUAGGAUAUGCUCAGAUUUAGAAACAGAGGCCAGGAUUCUGCCACUAUUCCACAUGCCAAUUAAAGACUCAAGGGACUUCUAUUCAUUGGGAGACAUUACUGCAAAUGGAGAGAGUCUGAAUGGACACAUCAUUAACAUUCUAGCAGCAGUGCAGUCGAUUGGAGAGGAGAAAUUCUUUACCAAAUCUGAUGGACGCAAAGGACAGAGGCUAGAAAUAAAGCUCUUUGAUGACACUGGGAAAUCAUUCCCUUUUGUGUGCUGGGAUAAAGAGACUAUUAGGCUGGUACAAACACUGACACAAAGAGAAACAGUGCUGUUUAUUGCAGAUGCCCGCAUCACUUUUGACAGCUUUCGCAGCUGUAUGACAGCAACAGCCACCUCAAAGACAAUCAUUACCCUCAACCCUGAUACAGCAGAAGCCAACCAGCUGUACACAUGUAUCAGGGAACUGCUAGAAGCUGGAGGACUGGAUGACCAAGACAUCCUCUCAGGUGACGAUGUGCAAUUGGAUUCCAUUAGUGAUGUUCUGACUGUGGAAAAGCUUAAAGCCAGAAGUCAAGAACAUGCUGAGGUCCUUCACUGCAUAAUAUUUGGAUUCAUCACAAGUCUGGAACUAAAUUCCUCCAUCUCAAAGGUCAUACGCAAGAGAUGUGCCAAAUGCAAAUUUCGAAUCAAUGAGGAGAGUCAGACAUGUUCCAAUGAUGCCUGUCCAAAUCAAGGACAACAGCUCCAGGCCACUGAAGGCUUUGACCUGCUGGUGGACAUCAGUGAUCACACUGGGACUGUGCAGUCGUGCAGCCUGGCAGGCACAGUGGCUGAGAAAACCCUGGGCUGUAAAACAGAAGAGUUUUUGCGUCUGUCGGAGUCUCAAAGGAUGACUCUGAAGUGGCAGUUUCUUCUGGAGAGAUGCAAAAUCUAUCUAAAGGUUUUUCCAUCUACUAGAAGCAGAAGUGGAAUGAGGGCAAGCAUUUUGUCAUGUGCACUCGCUGACCCCGUUGAAGUGAAGCAAAACUUUGCCUCCUUUGUGGUUUGAUGCAACACAGCAACCAAAACAGCAUUGUUCCUCAUGUGAAAACAAAUUGAAUGUAGGCCUUCUUGUGUUUAAGUUCACCUUGCUUCAAAUCCAUAUAUUGUGAAUAAUAUAUAUAUAUAUUUGAAAAUUUGUUCCAAUGCCCCAUUUGAUCUCAUUGUGUUGUAAUUGAUCUCUGUAAAGAAUUUAUUUCCAUAAUUGUAUCCAAAUAUGUUUGCAUCAAACUGAUUUUUCUUAACUGUUUUAACAAAUAAAUACGUUAAAUAUUGAACACUG